Messenger RNA from Capra hircus (goat), 3551 nucleotides. RefSeq names its product spermatogenesis associated 18 (gene SPATA18). Gene Ontology annotation, biological process: mitophagy by internal vacuole formation; mitochondrial protein catabolic process. The coding region runs from base 333 to 2012 and encodes 559 amino acids. NCBI's taxonomy places the organism in Eukaryota, Metazoa, Chordata, Mammalia, Artiodactyla, Bovidae. The record is from RefSeq and is a predicted model, not a curated record. Gene Ontology annotation, cellular component: mitochondrial outer membrane. The transcript is spliced from 13 exons.
AGGCGUUGCCUGGAAACGGGCCGCGCGCGUCCCCAGCUGCCGCGCGCUCACGUCAAGGUUUGUUUAAUAAUCGCCGGGGUAUUUAUUGUCCUGGCUCCCGGCGGCCGCGCGGGAGCCGGGAGACCGCGCGCGGGGCAGCGAAUGAGGCGCGGCGGCUGUGGCCCAGGGCACCUCCCCCCGGCUUCUCGAACCCUGCCCCGUCCGACCCGAGGGGGGAGGAUGGAAACACCAGCCGCGCUCUGAGCUCCUCAGGAAGAGAACACCUUUCCCGCCACACCACCCCUCGGUCCACGAGUCCAUCUCCCAGAGCGGGCCGAGCGGAAGAGCGAGCGAUGGCAGAUAACCUGAGGAGACUGGUCUCCAACGAAGCUUUACGAUCGUUGCAGGACAAGCUAGAGUCCUGGCUGAGGGAGUACAACGCCAACUCAUGUGAUCAAAAUCUAAAUCACUGCCUCGAACUCAUUGAACAAGUUGCCAAAGUGCAGGGACAACUCUUUGGGAUCCUCACUGUAGCAGCCCAAGAAGGAGGACAUUAUGAUGGUGUGGAAACAAUCAAAUCACGCCUUUUGCCUUGGCUGGAGGCCUCCUUUACAGCUGCUUCCCUGGGGAAACCUGUGGACAGCAAGGUCCCUUCUCUACAGGACACCUUCGAUAAGGACAGACAUAAGGAGUCUGGUACUCGGGACAUACAACAAUUAGAUGCUGAUUUGAGUGCAACUCGUAAUCAACUCAACCAGGUUCAAGACGAUAUGGCUGAGACUGAAAAGACUCUUGAAGAACCCAAGAACAGAUCUGCCAUAUCCCUUUUGGCUGCAGAGGAGGAAAUAAAUCAGCUAAAAAAGCAGCUUAAAUCACUUCAAGCCCAGGAAGAAUCUCGCCACAGAAACUCAGAUCGUAGGAGAUCAGAGAAGCGGGGCUCCGAGCGUAGGAGAGUGGAGCUGCGGGGCUCAGAGCAGCGGGUCUCUGACCUGGACAGGCGAUGCACAAACCAGCGGAACGCAGAAGCCGUGUGCGAUUAUGAGAAACAGCUCCGAACACUGAAGGAUGAGAUAGCUGUUCUGUCGGCUGAAAAAUCUGUACUCCAAGGAAGGUCCGCCAGGAGCCGAUCUCCUAGUCCUGCCCCUUGCAGCCGCAGCCACAGCCACAGCCGCAGCCACAGCCACAGCCGCAGCCACAGCCGCAGCCACAGCCGCAGCCACAGUCACAGCCGAAGCAGAUCCGCCAGCCCCUCCUCUGCCAAGGCUAGGACCCCGUCUCCGAAUCGCGCCAAACUGUCCAGCGUGGCGCGCAAAGCCGCCCUGCUGUCCCGGUUCAGUGAUGCUUAUUCCCAGGGCCGCCUGGAUGCGCAGUGCCUGCUGCGGCGCUGCAUCGACAAAGCCGAGACGGUGCAGCGGAUCAUCUACAUCGCGACUGUGGAGGCGUUCCAUGUGGCCAAAAUGGCAUUCAGACACUUCAAGAUCCGUGUCAGGAAAUCACUGACACCAUCUUGUGCAGGGUCAAAUGACUUUGAGGAUGCUGUCUCGGAUUAUAUCAUCUGUCAUCUUGAUCUAUAUGAUUCCCAAAGCAGUGUUAAUGAUGUGAUCCGAGCCAUGAACGUCAAUCCCAAGAUUUCAUUCCCUCCUGAAGUUGACUUUUGCCUCCUCAGUAACUUCAUCCAGGAGAUAUGCUGCAUCGCCUUUGCAAUGCAGACUUUAGAACCACCCCUAGAUAUUGCAUUUGGGGCAGAUGGAGAAAUUUUUAAUGAUUGCAAGUACCGUCGAAGCUAUGACUCUGAUUUCACGGCUCCCUUGGUCUUCUAUCAUGUGUGGCCUGCUCUCAUGGAGAAUGACUGUGUCAUCAUGAAAGGAGAAGCUGUCACCAGGAGAGGGGCUUUUUGGAAUUCAGUGCGAUCUGUAAGUCGAUGUCGAAGCAGGAGUUUAAGCCCCAUCUGCCCUCGUACCCGUAUUGGUUUAGGCAUGAUAUCUCGAAGCCGGAGUCCUUCUCCAAUAAGAUGUGGAUUGCCAAGGUUUUAAAACCACCAGCCAUGUUCCUCUGCCCAGGACACCUACAAUGGCCAGCUUACCCAGCGCUUCCACCUGCCUGCUGUGUUGCCUCAGACCUCACUUAAGCUAAUGUGACAAGGCAAUUCUGUGUAUCACUUCACACAGAGAGUUAAAUGUUUUGGCUUAGCGCAUUUGUAACUGCAGAUAUAUUGCAUUUUAUUCUAUUUUUAUAGAUACAGAUUCCAUUAAUUUGAUAAAAACUAUUACCUAGGUGUUUAGGAUCAUAUUCAUUUGAAGCUAAGCCCAUUAUACAGGUUCAGGAUUCUCAACCUGAAACACAAGGCUCUUUUAUAACAACUAAAGUGAAAAACUUUUACUGUGCUAUGUGCAAAAGACAAGAAGAGUCAUUUCAAUUUGCAGACUGAUCAUAAAUAUUAUAAUUGCUGGGUUUAGAUUUAGCUGGAAAACAAUCUGGGGUGUUUUUAUUUUCUUUGGGGACUUGGAAGACAGCCCCAGUCUCAAGUUGGGGAACUUAUAGCAUAACAGGGACUUCAGGCUACACGUACAUGAUGAUGAUUUAGGAAAAUACAGGCUACACGUACAUGAUGAUGAUUUAGGAAAAUAGAGUUCAUUGGUUGGCUUCUAUUUUCCUGCUGUGAAGUGCCCAGUUUGGUUUAGUUGAGCACGGUUGGUUGAAGCUACCUACUUGAGAGAGUUCUCUUGCUUCAUAAAUGUGGAGUGGUGAUUUGGGUAGAAGCUAACUUGGUGACUAUAUGUUAGGUACCUUGUGUUUAUCUCCUGGGAAUGUUUCAGAAUGAAGUUUUAAUGUACAUGUUAAAUAUAAAAGCUACCUGACAUCUUGACAUCUUUUACCUAUUCUACUUAGUUGGUUAUAAACUCAGAUCUCCUAAGAACUCCAUCUGACACUGAUGGUGGGAAUGUAGACUGAUGUAGUUACUAUGGAGAACAGUAUGGAGGUUCCUUAAGAAAGUAAAAAUAGAGCUACCGAUAUAACCCAGCAAUCCCACUAAUAGGCAUAUAUCCAGAGAAAAACAUGAAUUUGAAAGGAUACAUGCACCCCAGUGUUCAUAGCAGCACUACUUACAACAGCCAAGACAUGGAAGCAACUUUAGUAUACAUCAACAGAUGAAUGGAUAAAGAAGAUUGGUACAUAUAUUCAAUGGAAUACUACUCAGCCAUUAAAUGAAUGAACUAAUGCCAUUUGUAGCAACAUGGGUGGACCUGGAGAUUACCAUGCUAAGUGAAGUAAGUCAGACAGAAAGAUAAAUAUUGUAUGAUAUUGCUUACACAUGGAACCUAAAAAAUUAUACGAAUGAACUUAUUUACAAAACAGAAACAGACUCACCAGACUUACAGAGCAGAUGUAUGGUUACACUAGGAGAAGGGUGGGGAGGGGAAGGGAUAGAUUAGGAGUUUGGGAUUGACUUGUACACACUGCUGUAUUUUAAAUGAAAUGUGUUUCCCAUGAAAAAAAAAAAGGGACAUGCCUGGAAUGCAGAAGAGUUCUCAUUGAAUAGCUGAUCAAUAAAUGACAUUUAGCUAUGCUAA